UGACCUGAAACCCAUUGCAUAGGAUUCAGAAACCAAACGAAGCAGAAGAAAAAAGACACAAGCUAGCUAGCUGCUGCAGCUGCUGGAGUCGUAGUAGUGGCAAUGGAAAGUACAACAACUGAGCCGUACUUCGUUUUCAUGAACCACGAUCCCGAAUACGAGCGCCUUCGUGCUGAUCGAACAAAUAGAGGGGUACAAGAGCUUGAUUUAUAUCUAAGUAGGAAGCAUGAUGAGCUGUUGGCAAACACCCUUGAGGCAGGCAGCUACAAGAAGACAUUAUCGUUUGUCAUUGUUGAUGGGUUUUCGGUAGACAUCACUGAGGAUCAGGCCAACGUGCUUAGAUCUGCAAAGGAAGUGAGGAUUGUGGAGAAGAAUCAAGAGCUUGCUUAAUUGGUCAUGUUGCUGAGAAGAUGUUUGUGGAUGUAGGCUGGGAAGAAAUGCCUUAUAAUUAUUAACUAUAUAUAUAAAGGAGAAAUUUGAAUCAGAUCAAUAUAUCUCCUGUACCCAUGUAUUUUAGAGGCUAAGUCAUGGUAUUGUCUUGGUCUCUGAUCCAUAUAUAAAGUUUCGGGUCAAUGUAAUAAGUCCGUCCAAGUACUAUAAUAGUUAAUAUUUAAGAAGAAGUCAAGCUUGUGAAAAAGACAUAAAUAAAUGCAUGGAAUAUCAUAUAUUGGCCGAUGA
Messenger RNA from Juglans microcarpa x Juglans regia, 678 nucleotides. RefSeq names its product subtilisin-like protease SBT2.5. The record is from RefSeq and is a predicted model, not a curated record. The transcript is spliced from 3 exons. Bases 103 to 390 code for a protein of 95 amino acids. NCBI's taxonomy places the organism in Eukaryota, Viridiplantae, Streptophyta, Magnoliopsida, Fagales, Juglandaceae.